UGGUUGGGUAUAAACUGCGUUCACUCAUCCACAUGCCCCUCGACCUCACUCCCUCCAUCCCUACAUUUCUCCUCCUCUCUCCUUAUCCCUGGUCCUCCUGGUCUCUGCUCCUCCACAAGCUGCCCGGCGGGAACGUCAGACGGAAGCCAUGCUAACUCUACUGGUGCUCACAGCUGCGGUGCUGCUCGGUGCAGCACCUCAGUCAGAGGCUAUAGUGGUAUACACAGGCUGGGAGAGGCAUGCUCUUGUGGGCUCAGAUGUCCGGCUGUCCUGUUCUUUCUUCUCCUGGCGGUGGACUUCUGAAGAUGUCACCUUCUCCUGGAGCUACAGACCAGAUGGGGCCAAAGACAGCAUCUCAAUUUUCCAUUACACGGGUGGAGCUCCCUAUGUGGAUAAUAAGGGGCCAUUCCGGGACCGCCUGGAGUUUGUGGGGAACCCUCCUCGCCGUGAUGGAUCUAUCCUGAUCCGGAAUCUUGACUUUAGUGACAACGGAACCUUCACCUGUGAUGCCAAGAACCCUCCCGACAUAGUGGGCCGUCCCUCCAGUGUACGACUUCUGGUAUUCGAGAAAAUUCCAAUCCAGGCCGGAGUGAUAACAGGAGCGAUCAUUGGGGUGGUUUUGGGUUUGCUGAUUCUUGUGGUGGCUAUUUACUAUCUGAUGCGUUUCCUUGUGGCCAGACGCGUCUUCGACCUGAGCGUGAGCAAACAUGGCAAGAAAGGCAAAGGAAAAGAAGCACAGCAAAGACAGGCUUCUGUUCUGGUGGACCCGGCCAAGCAGAAGGCGGCAGCAUCCGAGAAGAAGAAGCAGGAGUCUCGCAGGGAAAAGAAAUAGGGGUUGGGGAGCAGAGAGCUAGAGCUGCAGGGCAAGGGGGCCAAGCACCUGCCCACAGCUCAGGGCAAGCAGGCCAGGGAGGACAGGGUCCUUAUGACUAUCGAGCUGGAGCUCAUGAAACAAGAGCAGACCGCAGGAGGAGAAGGAGGAGAGAAGGCCAAGAGUAGGUCUGCUGCCCUUCUCUCCACCCUCUCCAACCUUGGCCACAAAAUCACUCUCCGCUGAGCGAGCGAGGGACGGAAUAAGGGUGAGGAGGAGGGGUGGUAGAAUAGGUCUUGAUGAGGUGGAGAAGGAGAGAGGAAUGGAGUGAAAACUAAUUUGGCCUGAACAUAAUUCACACAAGUAUGCAAAUGUUUGAGAACUCUAUCACGUCAUUACGUUCUAAAAAUGUCACAAUACAAUUCAAAAUAGAUCUCAAGCUUCAUUCCAAAGGCUACCACACACCAGACAUGCUGUGUGCAGCAUUCAAACAUUUGACACCAUUGUUUAAUGAAGGGUCACACUGUUGCUGAGCUCCACAGCUCUCCACUCACGUUUUCUACAACUAUGUAAAAUUAAACCCGGAAUCACAAGACAAAAAUCAAUAGCAUGUGACAUUAGCAGGCAACGUAGCUGCACCUAAAAUUUUUAAGAUAAAUAGACAAAUGCUAAGCUUCUAUGUUCACCUUCGCUAAUGUCCCUAGCCUAAUCUGUUUUCAGCUAGCUUGAAAAUGGCAAGUUUGUGAAGCGUUUUUUGAGAAAUUCACUGAUGUUGGAAGUUGCAUUAGAUCUAUACAAACAGAGUAUGAAAUGAACUUUGAGCACUUUCACUGUGAUACAUUCUAUGCAGUAUAGUUGUACUAUCCACUACGCUAUGCUGUGCAGCGCCACAUCUCUGGUGUGCAGUAGCCUUGAGUGUUGCAGCAAGGGGUGCUCUCUGUUGACAUGUUUACUGUUAGUUCUAUUGGAAUAAUAGUAGGUUCACCAACACUCUAUGCUAUCACCCUCUUUCAGAACUGAGAUUUAUAAAUGCCACCAUGGUGUGAAAAAGAGGGUAGAGUUUGUACAACAGGCAACACAUUUGCACUGGCCCAAAAUAAGACAUCUAGUUAUGGUGCAGUUUGGUACUGUAAACACUAAGGAGCCCAGUAUCACUGACUACUGUAUAAACCCAUACAACAUCAAAAAUGGAGAAAUCUAUCAAGACUUGAGUAAAAGAGAAACGGUAGCACAACUCAUACUCAUGCACACACUGCAGUUGGGAAGGCAGAAUGGUGAAGCGUAUAAUUAUUCUGCCAUUUCUCUCUCUCUCUCUCUCUCUCUCGCUUUCUCUCUCUCUCUCUCUCUGAUUCAUUCAAUGGAUAAUCAAUCUCUGUCUGGAUAAUCUCUAGUGCAACCCCCACAAUAUACAUCUUCAAACACAUUCACAA
Pygocentrus nattereri (red-bellied piranha) is the source of this 2241-nucleotide messenger RNA. RefSeq names its product myelin protein zero (gene mpz). The record is from RefSeq and is a predicted model, not a curated record. The coding region runs from base 149 to 832 and encodes 227 amino acids. Gene Ontology annotation, biological process: myelination. The transcript is spliced from 6 exons. NCBI's taxonomy places the organism in Eukaryota, Metazoa, Chordata, Actinopteri, Characiformes, Serrasalmidae. Gene Ontology annotation, cellular component: membrane.